AUGUUUUCAAAAAAACCAGCGAUGAAAAGCCCAUCAAUUCGUCAAAACUCACUAAGCACCCCAAAGUCAAUCGUCACAAAACCAUCUAGUAAAAUCAACCAAACAAAAUCACCGCAGAUCUUAAAAUUGAAACCAACACCACUAGUAACAAAAAUCACUCAGCAAAUCCUUACCCCACAAAAAACCUCCUCAUCAACAAACAAUAUCGAAGCUCAAAUAUCCGCAGAUGUAAACAAAAAAUCCUUUGCUACAACUGUAGCAAACAGUCUAGUCCCGAAAAAAGAACAAGCAAUAUUAAUAGACAUAAAUGAAGCAAUCCCGCACAAAGACUAUAUUAUCGCUAUCGGCAAUAUUGUAAAACCGGUCAAUAUCAUUUUUGCAUCCCGUAUAUCGAAUAAACGAUUGUGCAUAUUCCUCACUAAUAAAGCAUUAGUAGACAAUCUCAUUAUAAAUUACCCAAUUAUAACAGUCAAUGAACAACAAUUCAAAAUCCGCAAAUUACAUAACCCAAACAAAAGAAUAAUCCUAUCUAAUGUCUAUCCCAACAUACCCCACGAAGCCAUAGAAAAUGAAUUCAAUAAUCUCAAUAUAGGUCUACGAAGCAACAUAUCAUUCUUAAGAGCAGGUAUACAAGACGCUGAAUUUUCCCACAUUCUGAGCUUUCGUCGCCAAACAUUUAUAAACCAUGAUGACAUAGAAAAACUCCCUAGUUCUAUUCUAAUUAACUAUGAUGACACAAACUACAGAAUUUUUAUAUCAGACGACUCGUUAACAUGUUUCUUAUGCAAAACUCAAGGUCACAUUGCCUCAAAUUGCCCGAAUAAACUUGAAGAACACAUAAUUGAAACUCAGAUUGACAUAAAUGAUAAUAACUCUGUUAAUACAUACAAAACCAAAUCAAAAAUAGAAAAUUUAAUAAUCACCUCAAAUGAAGAAGAUCAAACAUUUGAUAUGGAUUUAGACCCGAUAUCUGGCACUAAAAGGUCUCUCCCUGAGUCCUUCAAUUUCCCCUCCCCCUCUUUACUAGACACACCUAUAGUCAUUGACAAUCCCUCACAUUCUAACAUAUUAGAAAUCCAACCAAAAACAAUACAAGAAACAAAAAAACCUAAAACAAUCUCUAGUUCUCUCAAACAAUUCCUAGAAAACUUAGAUAAUAAUCUAGGUCCGGCGGAAGAAAUCUUCAAUGAAAACGAAGAUUUAAAAAUUGAUUAUAUUACAUUUAAACAUCUUUUUGAAAAUAACCAAGGAGAUUUCAAUCCACAUGACAUCUUUACAGAAUAUAAGAUUACAAAAGAAGAACUACUCGACAUUUUAUUAAAAAUAAAACCUACACUAAAAAAUAAAAGCAUAAAAAAUAGACUAACUCGUUUCGCUAGAAAGAUAGUAGAAGACAGUUAUGAAUCAGCUGGUUCUGAAGCAUAA
This is a messenger RNA of Macrosiphum euphorbiae (potato aphid), 1425 nucleotides long. Lineage: Eukaryota; Metazoa; Arthropoda; Insecta; Hemiptera; Aphididae. The record is from the annotation of a GenBank genome assembly.